UGACUACACCGUUGAACAAUGUUUAGGCCAAGGGGGUUUUGGCAGCGUUCGUGCUGGCAUGAGGAAGAGAGAUGGGGAACAGGUGGCCAUCAAAUUCGUGAGGAAGACGAAGGUGACAUUCUUGACUGUGCCUGAAAAUGGCACUCGCGUGCCGAAGGAGGUGGCUCUGAUGUUGAGGCUGCCAGCACAUACCAACGUUUGCCAGCUCCUCGACUGGCUUGAUGGCAAGGGCCAAAUCGCCCUCAUCCUGGAGCGCCCUCAGCCGUGCAUUGACCUUGCCGAAUAUUGCCAUCAAAGACGGCCCAGCGAGCAGGAAGCCUCGGCCAUCAUGAGGCAGGUGGUGCUGGCCGCCAAACACUGCCACGACCACGGAGUUCUGCACCGCGACAUCAAACCCCAAAACAUCCUCAUCAACACCGACACCAAGGCCGUCAAACUGAUAGAUUUUGGCUGCGGGGACUUCCUGCGAGAGGGGCCAUAUACGUCUUUCUCUGGCACAUGGGCAUUCAUGCCACCUGAGCUGUUCGUUCAGGGCAGCUAUGGGGCCCAGCAGGCCACCGUCUGGUCCUUAGGUGUCCUCCUCUACUACCUGGUCAAAGGUGUACUGCCAUUCUACUCCGAAGAGGACAUAGUGGAGAAGAAGAUACGGCCACGCCUGCGCAAGCUCUCACCUGAUUGCCGCAACCUCGUUCUCACAUGCCUGAGGAAAGAUCCCGCCGCACGGCCAAGCCUCGACUCCAUCCUGAGGCACAGAUGGCUUGGAGACGGUGGUGGGCCGACGGGGACCCGCAGACGAUCCAAAGGCAAAGGCAGUUCCCGUCCCAACAUGAGACGCGCUGGCGAACUACCUGUGGUGGUCAUAGGCUACGACGAGGAAGCAUUGGUGAUGUGGCACGUCAUGGAGUUCGCCACAGAUAUCCAGCUGGACAUGCUCCCAGGGAAUAUAAGGCAGAGGCGGAGGAAUAUAAGAAUUGCGAAGCAGGAGAGCGAAGACCACCAGCAGCAGCCUCCCAAGGAAGCUAGCCAAGACCUUGGCCAAACGGCUGGGGAAGGCAGGUGCCGGGCCACUGCACCUCAGCCCCGGAAAAGGGGAUGGAUUUCCUCUGGGCAAGAGGCUCGGCCCUCAUUUAAAAGGAGGCGUGCUGGCCUGAACGGUGCCAAACCUCGGCAAAAGGGACCUGAGCCAGCAAAACAUGGAGUAGAUGACUACACCGUUGAACAAUGUUUAGGCCAAGGGGGUUUUGGCAGCGUUCGUGCUGGCAUGAGGAAGAGAGAUGGGGAACAGGUGGCCAUCAAAUUCGUGAGGAAGACGAAGGUGACAUUCUUGACUGUGCCUGAAAAUGGCACUCGCGUGCCGAAGGAGGUGGCUCUGAUGUUGAGGCUGCCAGCACAUACCAACGUUUGCCAGCUCCUCGACUGGCUUGAUGGCAAGGGCCAAAUCGCCCUCAUCCUGGAGCGCCCUCAGCCGUGCAUUGACCUUGCCGAAUAUUGCCAUCAAAGACGGCCCAGCGAGCAGGAAGCCUCGGCCAUCAUGAGGCAGGUGGUGCUGGCCGCCAAACACUGCCACGACCACGGAGUUCUGCACCGCGACAUUAAACCCCAAAACAUCCUCAUCAACACCGACACCAAGGUCAUCAAACUGAUAGAUUUUGGCUGCGGGGACUUCCUGCGAGAGGGGCCAUAUACGUCUUUCUCUGGCACAUGGGCAUUCAUGCCACCUGAGCUGUUCGUUCAGGGCAGCUAUGGGGCCCAGCAGGCCACCGUCUGGUCCUUAGGUGUCCUCCUCUACUACCUGGUCAAAGGUGUACUGCCAUUCUACUCCGAAGAGGACAUAGUGGAGAAGAAGAUACGGCCACGCCUGCGCAAGCUCUCACCUGAUUGCCGCAACCUCGUUCUCACAUGCCUGAGGAAAGAUCCCGCCGCACGGCCAAGCCUCGACUCCAUCCUGAGGCACAGAUGGCUUGGAGGUGGAGACUAGUCGG
Engraulis encrasicolus (European anchovy) is the source of this 1982-nucleotide messenger RNA. RefSeq lists its product as uncharacterized. The transcript has 12 exons. Gene Ontology annotation, molecular function: protein serine/threonine kinase activity; ATP binding. Gene Ontology annotation, cellular component: cytoplasm. The record is from RefSeq and is a predicted model, not a curated record. Gene Ontology annotation, biological process: regulation of mitotic cell cycle; negative regulation of apoptotic process; protein autophosphorylation. The coding region runs from base 59 to 1978 and encodes 639 amino acids. NCBI's taxonomy places the organism in Eukaryota, Metazoa, Chordata, Actinopteri, Clupeiformes, Engraulidae.